AUGGAGAACAUCCACUCGGAGACGUAUUCAUUGUUAAUUGACAAUUAUAUCAAAGAUCCAGCGGAGAAAGAUAAGAUCUUUCGCGCCAUCGAGACUGUUCCUAGCGUGAGGAAGAAGGCUGAGUGGGCCCUGUCGUGGAUCAAUGACGACAACUGUUUCUCUGAGAGAUUGAUUGCAUUCGCAUGUGUUGAGGGUAUCCUGUUCUCUGGCUCCUUCUGCGCUAUCUACUGGCUGAAGAAGAGGGGACUGAUGCCUGGCCUGACCUUCUCCAACGAGCUCAUCUCUCGUGACGAAGGCCUGCAUGCUGACUUUGCUUGCCUACUGUAUAAUAUGAUGCACUAUACGCGUCUCCCGGACGAGCGGGUCCAUGAGAUCGUCAGGGGUGCCGUUGACGUGGAGAGAGUUUUCAUCUCGGAGUCGUUACCGGUGUCUCUGAUCGGUAUGAACAGCCAACUCAUGUGCCGCUAUAUCGAGUUCGUGGCUGACCGUCUCCUUGUGGCGCUUGGCCAUCCCAAGUUAUACAACGCCACGAAUCCUUUUGAUUGGAUGAAGAUGAUUUCUCUACAAGGCAAGACCAACUUCUUCGAGAAGAGAGUUGGUGAGUACCAGAAAGGAGGCGUUAUGGCUGGUACUGCUGCACAUAAGAACGGUAGCAUGGAUGCUGAGGAGAGAAGAAAGAGCAUCGGCGCUGAUUUCGCCUUGGACGAGGAUUUUUAA
Molecule: messenger RNA, 717 nt
Organism: Perkinsus marinus ATCC 50983
Lineage: Eukaryota; Perkinsozoa; Perkinsida; Perkinsidae
Product: ribonucleotide reductase R2 subunit, putative
Exons: 7
Coding region: 1-717 (238 amino acids)
Biological process (GO): deoxyribonucleotide biosynthetic process
Molecular function (GO): oxidoreductase activity
Source: RefSeq, a predicted model, not a curated record